Acanthamoeba castellanii str. Neff is the source of this 309-nucleotide messenger RNA. RefSeq lists its product as uncharacterized. NCBI's taxonomy places the organism in Eukaryota, Discosea, Longamoebia, Acanthamoebidae. The transcript has a single exon. The coding region runs from base 1 to 309 and encodes 102 amino acids. The record is from RefSeq and is a predicted model, not a curated record.
AUGCACGUCACUGCCCUCUGCAAGCACUUCAAGGCGCUACGCUCUACGCUCCACCUCUGUGUCGUGAUGGCUAGCCUGCACAGGGAACUUGCCAGUGGCCUCUAUGGGGUCACUGUCACAGUUCUCUAUGCGAUGCGGCUCCAACUAGACGCCCAUGACAAGAUCUACAUUCACUGCAGGUACAGUGAAGAUACCCUCACACAUUUCAACAUCCUCAGUGACUCCACCCUUGUCAGUGAACGCCAAGCUCGUCUUCUUGACACUGUCACACUGGCCUUGGCCGCCGUGACCAACCGCAGCAGGCUCUGA